AUGAGUACAGACGAAAGAAUCUCACCUUCUACAGAAACUGAACUUCAUCAUCGUUAUGUUGGAUCAGAAGAAAAUACAAAUGUAUCCCCAUCAUUGAGACCAGCACCGACGAACGUUGCUUCGCCGGUGACGGAAGAUGAUGACAUGGAACCGUUACCAUCGCAACCAAGCGGAGCGAAUAUGAUUUCGGAAGAGUCAGUUAUUCAAACCUUCAUGCAAUAUUUCGAUCGAUUGCUUGUUGGUCUUGAUCCACGCUGGCGUAAUUGGAUUAUUCGUGGAAUAUUUUCGUGGGUUAUGAUUCUCGGCUUUGCUAAAUUAGUAUCCAUGGGCCCACUUGUCGUAUCUUUAGUCGUUUUGCUUAUACAAAUCAAAUGUUUUCAAGAAAUCAUUAAUAUUGGUUAUAUUGUCUAUAAAUCUCAUAAUUUGCCAUGGUUUCGUACGUUGUCCUGGUAUUUCUUGUUCACAUCUAACUAUUGGCUUUAUGGAGAAAGCUUAAUUCAUCAUUUUGGUUCUAUGAUGAAUAAAAACAACUUUCUUCAACCACUAGUCACCUAUCAUCGUAUGAUCGCAUUUCUUCUAUACACGAGUGGAUUUGUUGGAUUUGUAUUAAGUUUAAAAAAGACUUAUUAUCUCAAACAAUUCACUCUCUUCGGUUACACGCACAUCACUCUGAUGAUUCUAGUCACAUCAAGUCAUCAAAUGAUACAGAAUAUCUGCGAAGGUAUGAUAUGGUUUCUCUUUCCUGUUUCAUUGAUUAUUUGUAAUGAUAUCAUGGCUUACAUGUUUGGUUUCUUCUACGGUCGUACACCAUUAACGAAAUUGUCACCAAAGAAAACCUGGGAAGGUUUCAUUGGCGGUGGAGUAUCAACAUUGGUCUUUGGCUUUAUCCUAGCUGGCAUACUGAGUCGUUACCAAUUUCUUGUCUGUCCAUUGGAAUAUGAUGAUGAACAUAGUCGACUGGCAACAUCAUGUAUUCCGAGUCCGUUAUUUCAAAAGACGGUUUAUUCAAUGCCGAAGCCAUUUUCACUAUUUAAACGUUCGCUAGAAUUGUAUCCAUUUCAAUUACAUUCGUUGGUUCUGUCCUUAUUCGCGUCGAGUAUUGGACCGUUUGGAGGAUUCUUCGCUAGUGGAUUCAAACGAGCAUUUCGCAUUAAAGAUUUCGCAGCCACAAUUCCUGGCCAUGGUGGAUUUGUCGAUCGAUUCGAUUGUCAAAUUAUCAUGGCAUUAUUUACAAAUGUUUAUAUCUCAACAUUUGCACGUGUUGCAUCUCCAACGAAACUCUUGCAACAAGUAUUAGCAUUAACACCUGAAAAUCGCGAAGAAUUUCUUCGACUCCUCCGUAAUCAUAUCAAAUGA
Adineta ricciae is the source of this 1356-nucleotide messenger RNA. NCBI's taxonomy places the organism in Eukaryota, Metazoa, Rotifera, Eurotatoria, Adinetida, Adinetidae. The record is from the annotation of a GenBank genome assembly.